UAGAGGGACCAGACUCGCCUAGAGUCAUCCGAGCGAGUAUUUUUACAGUAGAUACACUGGGAGCGCCCGGAGUGCAGCGAGCUACUCGCACUGUCUCCAGGGCGUUUUGCAGAAUUGCACUUUUUGAACCUCCGUGUCUUUGUUGCCCUUUUAUUUUUGUUUCGCUAAUAAAGCCGCCUUGUCUGGCGCUGGUUCCUCGUCGAGCUCCUUUUGUAGCUUUCAGCCGGAUUGGUUAUGACGAUGGAGAUCGCGGCUGCUGUGGGUUUUGUCAGCAGACUCCUGCGCAACACGGGUUUAGUGAGCCCGGGCCAGCUACAAAUCUUCAACCACUCGCUACAGGACGCCUUGGCAGAGCACUACAAACAUCAUUGGUUUCCAGACAAACCGUGCAAAGGCUCGGGUUACCGGUGUAUCCGAAUAAACCAUAAAAUGGACCCCUUGAUCGGAAAAGCUGCCAACAGAAUAGGGCUCAGCAGCCAGCAAUUGUUCAAACUCCUUCCCAGCGAGCUGACUCUGUGGGUCGACCCCUAUGAGGUUUCUUACCGCAUAGGUGAAGAUGGGUCCAUUUGUGUCCUGUAUGAAGCGCCGCCGGCCAAUAACCUGGGGAUGUUGACCUGUAAAAACGAGUUGAUGAUGGGCAGAACCAGCCCUUCCAAAAACUACUGGAUGGCAGUUUCAAGCUGAAAGGCACUUUAAUGCAACUGAGCAAUAUAUACCAUAAGUGGAGUUUUCUUAAAAAUGUAGCUUUUAUUAAAAAUUACUUGGCCCUGGUUUUUAUUUUUAAAAAUCGACCUGCCUAAACAAGUAUGUUAAGGUAUAAUUAGUUAUCUGGAUGGGGAGUUUCCAAAGGAACAUCAAGUGGUGUGAUCCUCUGAUGAAACUGUUACAAACCUGGCAUAGUUUCAUGAGUGGGUGGUACAGAGUAAGUAACUAAAACUACUUUAGCUGAGUAAACUUAAUAUUCUGAUUUGAGGAUAGGAUGUUACUGACUCUCUCACAUGGUUGAUGCCUAAUCAAAACUUUUUAUAUUCUGAAACUCUAACGUUGAGCGUUGGAAACAAUUAAUAAAGCACUGAAAAUGAAGAACACUUUAAAGAUUUCUGACUUAAAAGGAUUACAACCAUGAUGUAUUUUAAGACAAAAGUAAGCUGUUUUGAAUCUUAAACUUUUUUAAACUUCAACAUGGCUGUUUUUAUAAGUCUGUAUAACAUUGUCUGCUGUCCCCUCAAAGCAGAAUAUGCAGUCAGACCUUUUUU
Chiloscyllium plagiosum (whitespotted bambooshark) is the source of this 1256-nucleotide messenger RNA. Its product is annotated as protein BTG2-like. The record is from RefSeq and is a predicted model, not a curated record. Lineage: Eukaryota; Metazoa; Chordata; Chondrichthyes; Orectolobiformes; Hemiscylliidae. Gene Ontology annotation, biological process: negative regulation of cell population proliferation. Gene Ontology annotation, cellular component: nucleus; cytoplasm.